AUGAUACAACAUGAUAAUAAUGAUACUUAUACCACUCCUUUGAGUACAUGGUCAUCAACAACAGACCCAACUACCACCACCACCGCCAACAAACCAUUCUCUCCUCAUUCUAUUGAACCUAUUCCUCGACUUUCUGUGAGCAGCAGCACCACCACAAGUUCAGCUGAAAGCACAAUCUCGUCAACCAACAAUGACGAUCCUGAACAACCCCCUUCCAAACGACAACUCAUUGCAGGCCAUGUACGAUCGUUGAGCAUUGCCCUCUUUCGCUUCCUUUUAAAAAACAACAAUUGGGCCCUUGUCGUCAAUCUCUUGCACCAUUUAUGGGGCGCACGCAAACUGGUCAUUAAGAAAGCACCUCAGGCACAACGACUAGGAGGCUCUGUUGCCAAGGACGCACUUCGUGUCAUUGCUACCAUGCACCUUGCUUUUGCCACCCUGACAGGCCUGGCUCUUAGACACAAACGAGUCUCCACAGACCGAUCCACGUUAUUAGUAUUGGCUCUCGUUGCUCUUGGUCAAGCAUGGACUUAUACACGAUCGUUUUGGCAAUCAGGCACAACGCUGACAGUAAAGGCAUUACGACGAUCCGGUCUCCUCGAUACCUUUGUUUUUGCCGUAUCCAGUUUAGCUUUUUCAAAGACACUAAGACGAUCAGGUCGUUUGUUUUAA
This is a messenger RNA of Lichtheimia ornata, 672 nucleotides long. RefSeq lists its product as uncharacterized. NCBI's taxonomy places the organism in Eukaryota, Fungi, Mucoromycota, Mucoromycetes, Mucorales, Lichtheimiaceae. Bases 1 to 672 code for a protein of 223 amino acids. The transcript has a single exon. The record is from RefSeq and is a predicted model, not a curated record.